AUGAGCAAGCUGCGCUCCACCCUGCGCCAGACUUCCGCGCCGCUGCGCGGCCGGCCGGGAAAGAAACCAGCGAAGGCGAAGUGGUCGAUUGAGAGAGAGUUGGCCGGCCAGGAUGGGGAUGUGGUGGGCCGAGCGGUGACAGACGGAGAUGAAGAAGAGGACUGCUGCCAGGUGGCUGGCUAUGGGAUGCCGACAACCCGGUGCCGGCCAUGCCCGCCCGACAAGCCUUGCGCCGACUCUGAGCGGCCCCAGAAAUGGCGCCUGUCGCUGGCCUCGUUCCUUUUCUUCACAGUCCUUCUUUCCGACAGCCUCUGGCUCUGCGCCAUCGCCGCUGGGGCCCAGCUCGGAGCCCAAGAUAGGAGCGUCUCCUGGCCAGAAGUCGCAGUGAUGGGCAGUGACGAUGGCCAGGCCCCGACGGCUCGGCCCUGUCUGAACUUGAGUUCGGCCUGCAGCCAACGGCACCUCCUGCAAGGACCGCCCGGGGUCGCCUUCCCUGCAGCGCGUGCGGAGGCCUCACCGUCGCAGCUGGCCUUCCUGGAGCGGCACUUCCGGGUGCUGCGGCUCCCGUUCUGCGAGGCCUACACCGUCUGGGACCUGCUGCUGGGCAUGGCCGACCCGGAGAGCCUGGACUGCAGUCUCCGGAGCCUGCUGGCUGACGUGGCGGCGGGCGGAGCGCGUCGCGGGGAGGCCUGCAGCGGCUGCCUGGAGGCCUACCAGAGGCUAGACCAACACGCUCAGGAAAAAUACUAUGAGUUUGAAGAGCUGCUGGAGAAGUAUCUGCAGUUUAAGGACUACUCUGUGUGCUCCUGCCUAAGGGAGUGUAAGGCUGUCUACAAGGCUUGGCUGUGCUCUGAGUACUUCAAUGUGACCCAACUGCAGUGCCAACACCGGAUCCCAUGCAAUCAAUACUGCCUGGAGGUGCAAACAAGGUGUCCCUUUGUCUUGCCUGACAAUGGUGAGCUGAUCUAUGGAGGACUGCCUGGCUUCAUCUGCACAGGGUUGCUGGAGAGCAAUCUGCCUGAACAGGAAGCCAAGUGCUGCGACAUGCGGUGGGACUCAUGCAAUCACCACCCAGACGACAGCUGCAAUACAUCAGCCAAAUCCAAGUCAGAGUCAUUCCAUGACCAACGCCGUGACAUCCCCCAUCACCACCACCACGUUCACCACCACCACCAGCAGCAGCAGCACUACAACCUCUACUACCACCACACCCAGUACCAGCACCAGCACCAUCCAUCCCUGCUGCCUGUGUCUGCGGGCUCCCACCUCACCAGUGGCAAGAUCCGGUUCUGCGUCCUGGUUCUAAUGCUCCUCCACACCAUGGUGUCCUUCUCAAGUGUGCCCAGCAGCGUGGGACUGAGCCUGGGGGCCCUCCCUGCCAUGGAUGAGACCCUCACAAGGGACAAGGGACCCUCCUUUGCAAUGCAGGGAAAAGGCAACUGCCAGCUCUUUUUCACCAGUGGGGGGAAAGGGGCUGGGUGCAUAAACGCUCUUCGUCCAGUGGUGGGAGGUGACAUAGGAUUGGGGGUGAUGUACACAGACCCACCCCCAUGCAGACCCCCCUCCCACCCCCCAGAGCACCUCAUCACAGGGACUGCCCUGCAAUGA
This is a messenger RNA of Lacerta agilis (Sand lizard), 1608 nucleotides long. RefSeq names its product transmembrane protein FAM155B-like. Gene Ontology annotation, biological process: calcium ion import across plasma membrane. Bases 1 to 1608 code for a protein of 535 amino acids. Gene Ontology annotation, molecular function: stretch-activated, monoatomic cation-selective, calcium channel activity. The record is from RefSeq and is a predicted model, not a curated record. Lineage: Eukaryota; Metazoa; Chordata; Lepidosauria; Squamata; Lacertidae. Gene Ontology annotation, cellular component: plasma membrane. The transcript is spliced from 4 exons.